AUGUAUUUCUUCACUGAGAAAAUGCAGCGUUCAAAGAUGGGGUUCCCUGACUACAUCCAAGCAUUGGAAGAAGAACGCCGUAAGAUUCAGGUGUUCUGCAAAGAGCUUCCUCUUUCCUUGGAACUGGUUGCCCAAGCCAUCGAAGCUUGCAAACAGCAGUUGUCUGGCACCACGACCGAGUAUAAUUUGAAUGGUCAAUCGGAGUGUUCGGAGCGGACAACAUCAUCCGAGGUACCAGUUUUGGAGGAGUUCAUUCCGAUCAAGAAAAGGGCAUCGUCAUCCUCCCCUUGUUGCGAUGAAGAUGAUGAAGACGAUGAACAUCAUUUGCAAAGGGUUUCGAAUGAGAAUAAUAAGAACAGUGAUAAGAGGAAAUCCGACUGGCUUAGAUCUGUUCAGUUAUGGAAUCCAGAUCCCCCAGCUGAGGAGGAUGUGACUAGGAAAGUGUCUGGGAUGGAAUUGAAGAGAAGUGGAAGUGGUGGUGGUGCUUUCCAGCCAUUCCACAAGGAAGAAAGACCUGCAAAGGCAACUGAAUCAUUGAGUAAAGCACCCUGUUCAACCCGGGUAGCUGCGACGAGUUCUAGCGCCGGUGAAGUCACCCCAGAAAAAAAUCUGAAUGAUGGACAGAGAAAGCAGCGCAGGUGUUGGUCUCAGGACUUGCAUAAGCGCUUCUUGCAUGCCCUUCAGCAACUUGGGGGUGCAGAUUCUGCCACACCAAAACAAAUCAGAGAGCAAAUGAAUGUUGAUGGCCUCACAAAUGAUGAAGUCAAAAGCCAUCUACAGAAAUACCGUUUGCACACUAGAAGGCCAAGUCCCUUGGUUCACAACAGUUCCAAUCCACAAGCAGCGCCUUUUGUCCUUGUAGGGAACAUUUUUGUUCAGUCACCAGAAUAUGCAGCUGUAACUACCUCAACAGCAUCAAGAGAAGUGAGCACAGUUGCAGCACCUGCUGGAAUUUAUGCACCAGUGGCCACACAUCCUACACCUGUUUCACAACCAUCAGCUGAUUCAACUAAGAGGUCACAGUUUAAGAAAUUGAAGCAUUUUGAGCAUUCAAAUUCAGAUGAAAGGGCUCAUCACAGUGAAGGAGCUCUUCAUUCAAAUUCCCCUACUUCAUCCUCAUCCACACACACCUCUACUUCUCCUGGUUAUUAA
This is a messenger RNA of Sphenostylis stenocarpa, 1152 nucleotides long. Lineage: Eukaryota; Viridiplantae; Streptophyta; Magnoliopsida; Fabales; Fabaceae. The record is from the annotation of a GenBank genome assembly.